AUGGUCGUGUCCCUCAGUUGCGACUCGUGCGGCUUCCAAGGACCUCAGAACCGUGUCACUUGUCUCUACAUCGGUGCGGGUGCAGCUGCACGGUCUGAGGAGCUGCUUGCCGCGGAGGCUGCAGCACUUCCUACUGUGCUGUGCAAUGCCGCGACUGCCAUUGAGGUUUGGCUCAGUGAAUCGGACCUGGGACUGGUGAUGCGAUUUGUCAACAGCGCAGAGGAAACGGUCACGGACCCAGAUGGAAAUGCUUCGGAGUCAGGUCCAAAGGAGAUGAAGGGCGUCCCUGCUGCGCCUGCCGCUGGACCGGCAGCAGUGCAACAGCCAGUGGCAGCAGAGAUCCGGCGCUUGCAUGCGCUUCUUCAGGAGGCCAAUAAGCACAAGGAAGAUAUCACGAAGGGCGUCCCAGCUGCGGCACCGGCUGUUGCAGUGGCAGCAGUGCGACAGUCAGUGGCAGCUGCUCUUGGAGGAGCCUCUGCUGAAAGUGCUUCCCAGGUUUGUGCGCUGCAGGCAGAGAUCCGGCGCUUGCAUGCGCUUCUUCAGGAGGCCAAUAAGCACAAGGAAGAUAUCACGAAGGGCGUCCCAGCUGCGGCACCGGCUGUUGCAGCGGCAGCAGUGCGACAGUCAGUGGCAGCUGCUCUUGGAGGAGCCUCUGCGGCAUCGCCACAGAUGUUCGACAUCAGCAGUGAUUUGGACUGCGGGUCCGAGGCGGCGACGACGCAGACGUUCGACAUCAGCAGUGAUUCGAACGAUGAGUCCGAGGAGCCGGUUUUGCCGGAGAUGCCCGUCGCGCCCCCUGAGGACAGCGAAGGUGAGAUGGAUCUUGUUUGCAGGUGCACCCCAGCCAUGCCCGAGCCAGCGAUUACUGUUUGUGUGGAAGGCAUGGCAUUUCAAUAUCAACUGGUGCACGAUGACCCCCACCAAUUGUUCAUGCGUUACGGAUAUGUCAAGAAAAUUUGCUUGUACGAGGCAGCCACCCGUGCCAUUAUGAUCUUCGAUCAAAUCCGAAGUGCUCAGGCAUGCAUUGAUGCCCUGAACGGCAAGGUGCCAACGGGUUUGAGAGGAACAAUGAGAGUCAACUGGGCGGGCAGCCCGGCCAUGGCUUUGAGCGCAGAACUCGAAGCAGUGCGACAGGAUAACAGGACCUUUUUUGUGGCAUUUUUCAAUUUGAUUUGCUACAACGGCAUUGACAUCUACGCUGCAGAGAAGGCAAAGGCGGUCGAGAGCACUUGCCAGGUUUCUGUGGUGGCAGAUCAAGAACGGAUUGCGAAAAACUGGUGUGGCAACUCUGCGUUGGGUGAAAAAGACGCUGAAGGCUCACCCUUCAAACGACAUUGGCAAGGUACAGGGGAAGGCUAUGGAACUUCCUACAAUGCCUGGCACCAGGAGCAGCCGUACGACCACGAUACGUACCAGCAGUGGCCCAAGUCUCCGAGACACAAGUCACCGUGGACAUGGGGCAAAGGAAAACAGAAAGGUCGAGGGAAAAGUCCCAGACCAAAGAAACCAAAGACGCCGCGCGGGGGGGAGAUUGCACAGCCUCCACCACCGCCAGGUGUUCCAGCGGUUCCUAUGGUUGCUCCUGGACUCUCAUGGAUGCAGGCGGCACAGAACAUACAAGUGCCUGCACCGCAGACUUCAGCAGAAGCCCAAGCGGCUCCUGCCCCGAUACCACCGGAGUACAAGUCGUUGAUCGACACACUUCGGAAGAAUCAAUCCAGAGGCACUUUGCCGGAGGAUGUGCAACAGGAAAUGAGAACGAUCCAAGUCAAAGAGGAAAAAAAGCAGAACAAAGAAUUGAACCAAGCAGUCAAGGGUUUGCGGAAAGCACGCAAAGAGCUGCAGGAUUCCUUCGAAGCUCGCUCACAGCUGCACAUGCAAUGCAGGGCUUUACGAGAUUGCGGAGUGGCAUCUCAAGCGGAGGGUUCUACAGCAGAUGUCGACCUUAUUUCGGAGGACGACACAUCCAAAGUGACAGACCGUGCACUGAAGAUGCAAGAUGGUAUGCAGAGCCUCACCGCAACAUUGGAGCAACUACAGCAUGCAGCAGAAGCGAUCCACGAAAGCGAGCAAGCCGCCAAAAAAGCCCGGCUGGACAGCCCGUGGGGUCAGGUCUAUGAGAUGCCACCGGGCUGGCCAUACACUCACCAGGUGUUGGAGGACCCUGCUGCGGGUGCUGCGCAGCUGGAGGCCGACGAAGUAGAGGCGGCUGAAGGCGCGCCAUUGCUUCCACAGCGAGGAACCCAAGGUUUUGUGGAAUCGACAACGGAGUAUGGCUCCGACAGCCGACAAAAGGCACUGUUCGACCUCAACCGAGACAAUCCCACAGACAUCCCGGAUGUGGCGCUUGAUCUCAUGUCUCCCAGCUGUGCUCUGGCGGCGCUACAAGAACGGCCCCAUGGUGAUGCGAUUUUGCUGGCCGGUCGAAGGUAUCCUUCUCUUGCAAAGCUACAGAGCACAGUGGCGGAUAUUGUCAUUGAGCAGGAGCCGGGGCAGCACCUCAGAUUCGAGGACGACGAAGACGCCAUGAAGACCUUGUUGAGCUUCCAUCCAGAGGGAGACAGGUUACUAGAGGACCUGGUGGCCAUCAAAGUGGACUCUUCCCCCGUGGACGAUGAUACGAGGUGUUUGUGGGUCAUCAAGUACGAUGGCUACGAGGAAGAUGUGAGCCUCAGGGCUUGCCUCGAAGGCAGGGAGACGCUUGGCUUGGAAAACGUGUUGAAUCUCGAAGACACCCAGACCAAGCAAGAAGGAUCCAUGGGUCGAAUGGAGGAGAGGCUCAGAAAGGAGAUGGCCACCACCACGAAGCCCUUUGAUGUGUGGUUCUCACUGAGGUGUCUUGGGCUCAUGACCUUUUUCGGCUGCAUGUCCGCCAUCUUCUACCCGGUCCUGUGGAUCGGUGUCAUCGUGCUGAGUCUGGUGCCGCAGAUCGGUCAGUUGUAUGCCCCACCCCUGGUGAUCCUAACGGCCUUCGGCACGGUCUAUGGAUUGCUGAUGAUUGCCAUCUACUACCUCAACACCCGAGUAGGCAUCUCGCUUCUCCACAUGGCCUGUAGCGUUUCCCUGGCGUGCCUUGGGCUCUUUGGCGCAACGAUGGCUGAGAAGAUGUUGGCCGAAAAUAGACAGGCCGAGAAGAACGGCAAGGUGAUGCUUCGCAUAGUGGCGCAGGGGAGGCCAGCUGUGAUCAUCCCAUGGACAGCAACCCCCCAUGUGGCG
Molecule: messenger RNA, 3216 nt
Organism: Cladocopium goreaui
Lineage: Eukaryota; Dinophyceae; Suessiales; Symbiodiniaceae
Source: the annotation of a GenBank genome assembly